Brienomyrus brachyistius is the source of this 3758-nucleotide messenger RNA. RefSeq names its product membrane-associated ring finger (C3HC4) 8 (gene marchf8). Gene Ontology annotation, cellular component: cytoplasm; early endosome membrane; late endosome membrane. The record is from RefSeq and is a predicted model, not a curated record. Gene Ontology annotation, molecular function: ubiquitin protein ligase activity; zinc ion binding; MHC protein binding. The coding region runs from base 499 to 1890 and encodes 463 amino acids. NCBI's taxonomy places the organism in Eukaryota, Metazoa, Chordata, Actinopteri, Osteoglossiformes, Mormyridae. Gene Ontology annotation, biological process: protein polyubiquitination; immune response; antigen processing and presentation of peptide antigen via MHC class II. The transcript has 8 exons.
GUGGACAGUUACUGGGAUGUUGAUCGGCAGUUUUACGUUGACUGUGAAUUGCACGUGGGAUAUCGUGUUCAGUAUGCCGCGAUGAUUAUUUUUCAGUGGUUAAAAUUAUACACGUCAACAUAUUAGAAUGAAACUACAUGUGUUGAUAUGUUAAUCGUCAGCUAUACUCAGGAGGGGUGUAGUGAUAUAUAUAUAUAUCAAAAAAGUACACAACUGCCCAAACCAGUCCAUAGUUACAAAGGUCGCCUAUACGACGAGCAAGCUGCUUUAGAUACAGCUGACACGUGUGGGCGUACGGAGCGAAACGCGCAUGCGCUCUCCACCUCGACGCGGAAGUGGCGACGCCAGCUGUUCGAUGGCUUCCUGAAACAAACACUGUCCAGCCUCGGCCUCCGGACCGCAGAUCGGCGCCACGUGCCUCAGUGCGGCAUGCGGCUGGCGCAGGGACGGCUGCCCAGUGUGUGAGCCCCCCCCCCUCCCUCCCCCCGAUCAGCUGGGAUGAAUAUGCCGCUGCACCACGUCUCCGUCAUCCCCCGUGAUGUCACUUCCUCCCGCCUGUCGGGAAGCAGCAAGACCAAGGAGCGCGACCGGCAGGCAGGAAGUCCCACCUCUGCUACCGUGCCCUGCAACCUGCCUAGGACCUCCGUCACGCCGUCCAUCCAGGACAUCUGCAGCUCUCAUGCGACGGCAGUGCGUGCGGGCCCCCAGCAGCCGCUGCAGACUGCGGUGGUGCUCCCUCCCUGCGGGGGACCCCCAGUGACCGCUCUGUGCCUGGCCUCUUCCCCUUUGAGCCCUGAUUGGCUCUCGCUGCUGCGGGCGGGCGGCCCGCUGCGUUCCUCCCGCUCGCUGGACGACGUGGGCCCCCGGCCGGGCAACCUCUCCCACGGGCUUCGCUUUAUCGACAGGCCGAGCUCCGACGGCGAGCUGGCCCCGCCCGCCCUCGCCCCCCUGCUCUCCAACACCUGCCAGCUGAUCGGAGGGCUGACGGGGAUACUUGCCCCCGCGCCCCACCCCUCCAACGUGGGAAGCCUGGGCAGCUUUGCAUGCGGUCUGCACGUCUCCAAGUCCUCAAGCUGCAUCCUGGGGGUCAGCGAGCCGCUCAGUGAUGAUGACGCGUCCCUUGAGCGGCCCAGGUGGCCCCCGGUGGCUCCUCUUUGCUCCCCAGAGGGGGACAGUGAUCUGGAUCGCUGCUCCUCUGCCCCGUCAGACAAAACUGUCCCGCUCUCUCCCUACUCGCUGUCAGCUGAUUGUUGCAGGAUCUGCCAUUGUGACGGCGAUGAGGACAGUCCGCUGAUCAGCCCCUGCCUCUGCACCGGCAGCCUGCGCUUUGUGCAUCAGGCCUGCCUGCAGCAGUGGAUCAAGAGCUCAGACACGCGCUGCUGCGAGCUCUGCAAGUACCACUUCGUCAUGGAGACCAAGCUGAAGCCUCUAAGUAAGUGGGAGAAGCUGCAGAUGGCGCCCAGCGAGCGGCGGAAGAUCGUGUGCUCCGUCACCUUCCACAUCAUCGCCAUCACCUGCGUGGUGUGGUCCCUGUACGUGCUCAUCGACCGCACCGCCGAGGAGAUCAAAACAGCCAGAAGAAUUCCAGGGAUCCUGGAGUGGCCCUUCUGGACUAAGCUGGUGGUGGUAGCAAUCGGCUUCACGGGCGGACUUGUGUUCAUGUACGUGCAGUGCAAGGUCUACGUGCAGCUGUGGCGUCGACUCAAGGCCUACAACCGAGUGAUAUAUGUGCAGAAUCGGCCACAGGUGCCCAGGAACAUCGUAUUCCAGAAGCCAGCGCCCAGCGAGCCUCCCUGUGACAAGGAGGCCUUGGCACCCAUGCCGCCGGACACAAACUCAUCCCAGUACACGGAGACGGAGGACUACAGUGUGGAAAUCCUGCACAUCUGAGUGGCUUUCUGCAGCGCCCCCUGCUGGAACUGUACUGCAGUGGUCAGUGGUAGCACUGUGGUGGGGACUUUUGGCCAUGGGCACGUGUGUGAGGACCAGGCCGUGAGCAGAGUCCCGCAAUCCCAGCGCUACACAUCCCUCAUCUGCUCAUGCACUUUUUAUAUAAAUUGCUUUAUAACGUGUAUGUAAUUUAAAGAGGAAAACUUGAAGUUCAACUGAAAUAUUCCUGUUUUCUAUGGCUUUUGUAUCCCAGACAUACGUCUUUGUCAGAAAAGGGAUUAAGAACAACAAAUUCCUCCAGAAGUACUCGUUCCAGUUUUCAGAAAUAGUGGGAGUCGUACCUAGUCACAAAUACCUGGGUCCAAGAAUGAUUUUUGUAUUUGUUACAUAUUUAUAUCAUGCUGUAUUUUGACCACUUGGAACCAAUCAGAACUUGUCUUUUGCUUGAGGGCGUGACAGAUUUUACACGCACUUUCCAUAAAGAAGGAAGUAAGUUUCCUGCAGUUAGGAUGAAGCAAACCUCGGCUGAGCUGGUUGUCUGCUGUAGGACGCAGGACACCUGUAACCUUUGACUUCUGUCAGUUUGUCUAUUUUUAAUCGUAAGUAUGUUAUUGAAGAUCUCUUCUUCAUUCUGUUUAUCUAGUUUGUGUAUUUGUAAGCCUACUGAUUUUAAUGUUGCUAAGUCAUUUCCCAUAAUUCAUCUGUAAUGACCCCUGCAGGCCUGUUGGCUGACUUCAUCUGGCAUGACCUUGAUAAGCCAGUAAGCCAGCAGCUGUUGCCCUGUAUUGUUCUUUGUCUUUAGUCGCUGCUGUUGUACACUGUGCCCAGGCUGUGAGGCCUUGUGCGGAGCAGAUGGUGUAGCCUUUGGCCUCUCUGGGUGGAAGUCUGAGAGUACAGCCUUUCUCUCUGGAGGUUGUAGCCAGAAAGCCCGUACUAGAUCAGCGCUCUCUAGAAGCAGUGUUUUCUGAGAUCAGUCUCCAUAAUACAGGGGCUCUAUUUGUAGCAAGCCUGACCCUAACACUAAGCAGAGUGGUUUUCUCUGCAUUUUCAUGUUGCCUUACCUGCUGUUGCACUGAGGACCAUUUCAGGCAAGAGAACAAUGCUGCCAUCUGUUGAGGAAUGUUAUGGUGUCCCGGUAUACAUUGUCAAACAGUUUAAAAAAAAAAAAAAAAAACUGCUCUUAUUGUAAAUCAGUAAUUGAGAAAAAUCUGGGUUUGGCCCACAAUCACCAUAACCCUCUUUUCUGCCUCGAUAUGUGUGACCAGUAGCCUGCAGACUGUGUGCUGUUAAGGUGUUUGGUUUUCUGUGCCCUCUGGUAAAUGUCAGUCUUGUGAAGUGGUAAUUGAGGCUUUUGAUAAUGACCGAGGAGCAGGGCUCCUUGUGUUGUUGGAAGGCUCUGAAGUGGCCAGAGGCAGUGAAACAGUUUCACAGUUAGGAAUCCUGGCCAUGUGGUGUGGCCAGAGGCAGUGAAACAGUUUCACAGUUAGGAAUCCUGGCCAUGUGGUGUGGCCAGAUGUACUGUUUGGCCUGUUUUCAUGGGACUUGUACCUUUUAAUAAAGUCAUUUCCAAAGUAACCAUUCAUAUUCACUUAAUGCGAGCGAAGCCUCUGUGCCAGGUGACCUUUUAGACAGCUUUUCAAGCCUUUCCUAUGGUUAAUAACUCUACUGUCUCUCUCAUAUGAGGCUGUGUAUGUGUGUGACUGAUGUGUCAAUCAUCCGACCCUGUUAGCUCUUAUUACUGUACUGAUACUGUUCCACACUCUGUAACUUUACUUUGUGACUGAGUCCUUUGUGUUUGAGUUGAGUGUGCUAUUUAAAAUAUUCAUGUUGGCGUUAUUUUCAAAAUGUAAUAAAGUUUAAUAUUAACA